Lingula anatina is the source of this 2102-nucleotide messenger RNA. RefSeq lists its product as uncharacterized. Gene Ontology annotation, molecular function: zinc ion binding; ubiquitin protein ligase activity. The record is from RefSeq and is a predicted model, not a curated record. NCBI's taxonomy places the organism in Eukaryota, Metazoa, Brachiopoda, Lingulata, Lingulida, Lingulidae.
GCAUUGACACAAUCACAUUUUUCUCAACAAACACAUUCUCACAAGACUGACGUGUUCUAAAUAUUAUCAUCCGGGGACUUGCACAUGGUCAUGCGACGUCUUGAUAGAUACAGCAGGUCAACAAAUAUCCUAACGUCUCCAGUUUGUGGCAGGUGAACCAUGGUUCACAUUGAUAACUUCACUAAGAAGCAGAUACCAUGGCAACAGCCAGUGUUCUAGAGGAGACCAGGGAUGAUGUGUUGACCUGCCAGAUCUGCUUUGAGGCCUAUGUGUCCCCCAAAGCACUGCCUUGUCUCCAUACUUUCUGUCAGGGCUGCUUGGAGGACUACGCUCAGACACGGUUAGUGGAUGUUUAUGGCCAGUUUCCCUGCCCGACAUGCAGGCGAGAUAUUCAGAUAGGCAGUGGAGGUGUUGCCGCUCUGCCCGAUAAUUUCAUUCUUGGAAAAGUAAGAGAUUUACUCAAUAAACCAAGAAGGAGGUCCCAGGAAUGGCUGGAUGAGUGCAGUAUUUGUUCCUCUGUCAGUGAAGCCAGUACCUCUGCUGCCACCCACCACUGUUUUCAGUGUGACAAGAAGCUGUGUGACAGGUGUCAUCGUCUCCACAGACAGGUGUCUGUGACCAGGGACCACCACACAGAGGAGAUAGGCAAGACAGGGGAUAGCUUCUACUGUAAGCAGCACCCUAGGAGUCGUGUGGAGUAUUACUGUGGCAGCCACCAUAUCUGUAUCUGUGUGACGUGUACUAUGCAUCAGCACCAAUACUGUGAUGAUGUCAUACCUCUCCAGGUUGCCAUGGAGACCCGGGUCCACACACUGCUGCUGAUGGUCACUGAGGUAGAAGAAAGGAAGGGGAGACUAGAAAAUAAGAGAUCCCAUUAUAAAACUCUCCAGGAUAACAUUACAGUCAAGAUGGAGAAUCUUGACACCCAGAUUGACCAAGCAGCUACCCUGGUCACCCUGGCAUUGUCCCCUCUGGAGUCUAACCACAGUGCUGAGUGUCUUAGUUUAGCAGACUGUAUAGAGCAGCAGUUGAAGGAGUUCCUGGCUCAGGACACCAGUGGAGGUGUAGAGGGAGACUACAGUCUUCUGGGACAGCAGAUAUCAGUGAGGAGACAGGUCAGGGAGGAGGAGGAGGGGGAGGAGGAGGAGGAGGAGGAGGGAGAGCCAGGGGGAGAGGGGGAGGUGUUAGAGGAUACCUCUGUAGACUGCAGAGUACAACAUACAUUUCAUGUACCAGGAGGUAAGACUGACUGUUGUGGGUUACUUGUAGCUACCACCUCCCAGCAUAUAGCAAUCAGCCAACCAACCUCUGACCAUGUCUACAUCUUCACCAUGAAAGGUCACCUCACUGGCCAGUACGGCUGUCCCACCAGAGUAGGACUUUGUACUCAUGGUGAUAACUUUGUGUCUCUGUCAGUGUCAUCUCGUCUGCUUGGCCUUGGGAGGGUAUCCUGCACCUGUGUCCAGUAUGACCCCAGGGGUAGUGUCCAGUCUCAGACCCCUCUCUGCACUGGGUGGUUAGAUGGGAAGCCACAGGGGCUGAACAUUUACCAAAACCAGAUUUUUGUCACAUUUAAAAACAAAACUGUGAAAAUAUUUGACAUAGAUGGUAGAGCUGUUAAAUCCUUCUGUCCACUGGAUGCUGCAGAGUAUUUGGACCUUGCGUACUUUGCAGUCGGUGGUGAGUUCAUGUAUGUAUUGGAUGCAAAUAACCAGUGUGUUAUCAAGUGCAAUCAUGAUGGAGAGAUGGUGAAGAAAUUCUCUAUGUUGGCCAGCUGGAUGCAGCAUACCGCCAGGCUUGGUGGGCUGUGUAUGGAUAAUAGAGGAGAGAAGAUUAUCCUUACAGACAGCUCCAAUAGUCAGCUGUUUGUCCUGGAUGGGUGUGACACUCAGCAGCCAAGACAGUUCUUAGGCAUUGCUGACGGAAUAUACAGGCCUCGUGAUGUUACUCUGACACCAGGUGGAGCUUUAGUCGUGGCCCAGGAGCAUCCUCGUGGUCCGCAAGUUGUAGUGAUACACGAUGUCCAGACAGUUUUACAGAAAUGGUUUGGGGAGCAGGAAGGUCCACCCCCAGGUGUCCAAGCCAGGUGUAACAUACAGUAA